UCUUAUAAACAUGUAAGUUCACCAGUCCACAAAAAGCGUCGCGUACUUACGGACAGAUCGAGGACAGUUACCUUAUAGCCUACCAAAAGACCAAUAUUUAAGGCAACUUAAAUAGCGUGUCUGUUAAGACCAGAUAUAUUCUGCAAAGACAGUAGAAUGGCUGCAUGCAAGCGUCCCGAUCAGCGCUCUAACUGGUAGCCUAGGCUAUGAACACAAAGUUUUCUUAAAACGGAUAUUACCCGUCAGAAAAUUGCAAAGUGUCUCAACUCUGACAAGAUACACUGUCAACUCUGACAAAAUACACUGAUAUUUAAACACAAUAUCGUAGAGGUCUUGGAGUAGACCCAGUAUUAGCCGACCUAUUCCGCAGAGCUGAGCUGCAAGUAUUCAGGGAUACGAGAAUGGACCCUAGUGGUUGUCGUAUGAGCAGUGGAGGUGGAGGCGACGGGCCUGAUUUUGGACCCCAACAUGGGAUGAUAACACUAGAAGACCUCGAAUCUUUUUCGGAAGACCAGCUGUCAGAUUCGGACAAUGGGAGCCUGGAGAGAGAGGGGGAGACUAUGGACGACGAUAACCAACUGCUGCGUUAUUGGCAGGACGUAGCGCGAGGACACCAAGUGGAGGUUCCUACAGACAUGGCUGAACCCAUCCACCAGCUCACCACCAAUAACGAUGGUCACCACAGCAGGGAGAGGGUUCCCUUCACCCUCCUCACACGCAACGACAAGUGCGGGGACGUGUUGUGGGAGAAGCGGCACUAUGAGAAGGCCCACUGGGCGUGCAUCACAAUCCAAGAAGACACGUAUGAACAGAGCAUCUGCUACGGCUUCAUGAAGAUCAUGAGAUACAUCUGCCAGCAGAACACCAGUGGUAACUACCUAGGCAUGACCAUCCCCAUCGUGACGGUGGUGCGGACCAGCGAGGACCAGUCCACCAUGUUCAGGGAGGUGACAGUGGCAUACUACCUCCCCCCUGAGCACCAGGCCCAGCCGCCCCAAGCGCUGGACACUGACGUGGUGAUAGAGGAGUGGCCGGCCAUCAUCGCCUAUACCAGAGAGUUUGGCGGACCCACCAACGAGGUCACCAUCAUCAACGAGAUCCGCACCAUGGCCGUGAUCCUGGGCCUGCCGGACACCGGCGUGAGCGACUCGUUCAUCGUGGCGGGCUACACGAACCCGGCCGCUGCCGUGCGACACAACGAGAUAUGGUUCCUGGAGCGACCUUGAGCACGUGACCCACUGCUGUAAAGAAGAUUUGAAAAGCUGACACCCUCCUCCCGUUCAUCCCACCCUUCCUAGCCUUGCCUCUCCCUUACCUGACCCAUCAAGCGCCCCCCCCCCCCACCACCACCGCCCAAUGAAGAGCCUUGUUCCCCAGAGAAAGAGAGGAGAUUCAGGCGGUUCAGGUAGACCUUGUUAACGGACACACUGCAACAGCUGUUGGCUGAGGUGGUUCAAACUCCUGCGUUCUUUCUGCUGUUCUUUAGCACACCUUUUGUGACUGUGAUUGUACGUGAUGGGGGGGGUUACGUGACGACAGCUCAAUGUUUUUGCUGUAAACCGACACACGCGCACAAAAACAUAAGUUUGAUUCUCAUUCUGUGCCAGUAACAGUAUGGCUGAAGAAGCCACAAUAGAACUGGAAGUUCGGAUUACCGAGAGAGAGGGGGGCGGGGGUGAACCACUGUCUCUGGACUGCCUGAUUGUGGGAAGAUGAGUGGAUUACGGGUAGUGAGCCGCUGUUUUCUAAACUGUAGGUUCCAUUUCUCCUAAGGAAUCACUUGAGUAUUUGAAUCCAGACAUGCGUGCGCGCACACACACACACACACACAGAGACACGCAAGCACACACACAGAUACGCAAGCACAGCUACACACACAGACACCUACACUGUCUUGAGACAGCCAACAGUAUGAAUGUAUGAACGCCACAAAAUCGAACUACGACUCAUUACUUCAAAACCAAAACAAUCACUGUCUAUUGCUGUAUGACAAUCAAGUAUAGCAUGCUAUCCGGUUCAUGCAUUCCUCAGUCUUAAAGCCAUGUUCAUACAACGGACAGCAAACCACUGCUGUCCCCUUUCUGCUCUUUGUGGAUGUCUGUGUGUGUGUGCGUAUAUCUACUACUGAACCUGCACACAGUACCUGCCACAGAGUUGACGAUGAAAGGCAUAGAGAGCAAUAUAUAUACAACACAAUCACUGCUAUUUUAUAAAAUAUAUUUCUUUUUUUGUAAAUACAAACAAAACUGUUAUAUUUCAGUUCUGAGAAUUUAAGGUUAAAAACCGAGAUCUUGAAAAUCUUUCAAAGGUGCAAAAGAUAUAAGACUAGAGGUAUUUUCUAUCUUCACAUUAUUAAAAUAGUAUGAAUGAUUGAAUGAAUGAAUUCAGAAAAAGGUGGAUAUAUUUAUCAUACAAUGUAAUUGUAAAGAGGAGCUAUAUAGGAGAGACAAGGAGAGGAUCAAUCAUUCUUGUUUUAGAAGACAAUAGGCUGACUUCUGAACAGCGGGGCUGUAGCUAUGGUAACACCGUGUCCAGUAGCUAACUGUACUUUGCCAAAUCAUCACUGUGGAAGGACGUUUCGUGUUUCAGAAGCUCCAUCAGUCUAGCGCCCGGAGUAGCGUUGCCGAUGUUGAGGUUUCACCUCCGAACCAGAACCAUGUUGGUCUUAGCAAUGAAGGCUCCUGUAAGGGUCGGAGACAACGUCUUCAGUUCAGAUGCUCUGUGCAUCGGAGGUUCAUAUUCACUACUGGUCCCUAAUUGGCUUCACUGACACUAACCUCCAACCAUGUCCCCAACCAUGCAAGUUGGAGUCUGACAGUUUCAAAGUGUCAGGGCCUGUUAGCUCCACGAACAACUAACAACUUCAGUUGGUGACUACUGAAACAGACUGUGUAAUCUGGGAACACCCCGUUACAGCAUUUUACUUUCACUUCAUUUAUCUAUUAUUUUCUUCUUCUGUGUUUUGUAGAAGUGCUGUACAGUGAAAUGUUGACGUGCAACAACGAGAGCUACUGUGGAUUUCUUAAUUGUUUCGUUAAAACAAAAUGUUUGUCUCCUUUCUUUAAAAAAAAUAAAGUGACAUGAAAUCCUG
Molecule: messenger RNA, 3091 nt
Organism: Osmerus eperlanus (European smelt)
Lineage: Eukaryota; Metazoa; Chordata; Actinopteri; Osmeriformes; Osmeridae
Gene: soul3
Product: heme-binding protein soul3
Exons: 5
Coding region: 402-1226 (274 amino acids)
Molecular function (GO): heme binding
Source: RefSeq, a predicted model, not a curated record